Messenger RNA from Mus caroli (Ryukyu mouse), 2500 nucleotides. It is a transcript of the gene Chn1, whose product is annotated as chimerin 1. The record is from RefSeq and is a predicted model, not a curated record. Gene Ontology annotation, biological process: regulation of small GTPase mediated signal transduction; ephrin receptor signaling pathway; positive regulation of GTPase activity. Lineage: Eukaryota; Metazoa; Chordata; Mammalia; Rodentia; Muridae. Gene Ontology annotation, molecular function: GTPase activator activity; ephrin receptor binding.
GUCGGCGAGGUCGCGGGGUGCGCGGUGAGCGCCGGCCGCCGUCGCUCCGCCCGGCCGGUCGCGCCUCAGGUCCGCCCGCCCGCGCGCGCCCCGCGGGCCCAUGGCGGCGACAGGUGCGGGCGCGCGGCGGCUUGCCGGGCUGCCGCGGGCCGGGCGCGCCCCUCGCUAACGCGCGCGUAACUUUUCCUCGCCGCGGCCCCCCGCGGCCUCCGCGCCACGCCCCCCGGGCCGCCGCCCCGCCGAGGUGCCGUCUGCCGGCCGCCGCGGGAGCGAGGAGCGCCGGGCGGCGCGGCUCCACCAUGGCUCUGACCCUGUUCGAUACAGAUGAAUAUAGACCUCCUGUUUGGAAAUCUUACUUAUACCAGCUGCAGCAGGAAGCCCCUCACCCUCGAAGGGUCACCUGCACUUGUGAGGUAGAAAACAGACCAAAGUAUUAUGGAAGAGAGUAUCAUGGCAUGAUCUCUAGAGAAGAGACUGACCAGCUCCUGAGUGUGGCUGAGGGGAGCUACCUCAUCCGUGAGAGCCAGCGGCAGCCAGGAACGUACACUUUGGCUUUAAGAUUUGGAAGUCAGACCAGAAACUUCAGGCUGUACUACGAUGGAAAGCACUUUGUUGGGGAGAAACGCUUUGAGUCCAUCCACGAUCUGGUGACUGAUGGCUUGAUUACUCUCUAUAUUGAAACCAAGGCAGCAGAAUACAUUGCCAAGAUGACGAUAAACCCAAUUUAUGAGCACAUAGGAUACACAACCUUAAACAGAGAGCCAGCAUACAAACAGCACAUGGCAGUCCUGAAAGAGACACAUGAUGAGAAAGAGGCUACAGGCCAGGAUGGGGUGUCAGAGAAAAGGUUGACAUCACUUGUUAGAAGAGCAACUCUGAAAGAAAAUGAACAAAUUCCAAAAUAUGAAAAGGUUCACAAUUUCAAGGUGCAUACGUUCCGAGGGCCACACUGGUGUGAAUACUGUGCCAACUUCAUGUGGGGCCUCAUUGCUCAGGGAGUGAAAUGUGCAGAUUGUGGGUUGAAUGUUCACAAGCAGUGUUCCAAGAUGGUCCCCAAUGACUGUAAGCCAGAUCUGAAGCACGUGAAGAAGGUGUACAGCUGUGACCUGACAACGCUCGUGAAAGCUCACAUCACCAAGCGGCCAAUGGUGGUAGACAUGUGCAUCAGGGAGAUCGAGUCCAGAGGUCUGAAUUCUGAAGGACUCUACCGAGUGUCAGGAUUUAGUGACCUGAUUGAAGAUGUCAAGAUGGCUUUUGAUAGAGAUGGUGAGAAGGCGGAUAUUUCUGUGAACAUGUAUGAGGACAUCAACAUUAUCACUGGUGCACUUAAACUGUACUUCAGGGAUCUGCCAAUUCCUCUCAUCACAUACGAUGCCUACCCCAAGUUCAUUGAGUCUGCCAAAAUUAUGGACCCCGACGAGCAAUUGGAGACCCUUCACGAAGCACUGAGAUCACUGCCGCCUGCCCACUGCGAGACGCUCCGGUACCUCAUGGCACAUCUCAAGAGAGUGACCCUUCACGAGAAGGAGAAUCUGAUGAGUGCAGAGAACCUUGGGAUCGUGUUUGGACCGACCCUCAUGAGAUCCCCAGAGCUCGACCCCAUGGCCGCCCUGAACGACAUACGCUACCAGAGACUCGUGGUGGAGCUGCUCAUCAAAAACGAAGACAUUUUAUUCUAGAGUUUUGAUUUGAGGAGAAGAGAAAUGGUUUACAGAUGAAGGAAUGUUUUCUAGUAAUUUAAUUAGCUUCAUUAGCUGAAUUGUUUCUUCGUUAGAGGUUUGGCCAAAUACCCAGAUUAAAAUGAAGGAACUUCCUGUCAUUUAUAUAGCACCGCUCAGCUGUCCUUGUAAAACAGUGCACACAUGCUUUCUGGUCUCGGUAACCCUGGGUGUCUAUCAUGUUAAGAGAAACUCAAGCUACUGCAUGAUUACCCCUUUUUGGUGAGGAAACCCCACAUUGAGGAAUCACAGACUCGUGCCUGCACCACCUCUGUCCUGGGUUGUCUGUGGUUGUCGCCCAGCAUGCUUCCCAGAGUAAACUGUCAUGACUUUGCUUUUGGGGUCCAUGCCAUUGGUUUCUGAUGCUUGCACACACGCACACACACACACAUAAGCAGUGCCCUGGCUGUUACAUCACCAUCCCCAUACCAUAUGCCAACUCCACAACGGUUCCUUUCCAGCUUCUUCCUCCUCCUCUGACAUAGCGCUUUGUCCUCAGCAGAAGCCAGAUGUGUUUCAGAUGUUACUUCAGUACGCUAUCAAUAAAAAUGCACCACACAACGUUUUCUGUUAAAUUAUUGGUUUUCAACUGUAAAUUUAUAUUUUUACCUGGCAUGCAGUUAUUAAUUUAUUAAAUUUGGCUUUUAGAAAUCAAAAACACUUAUAGCUUUUUUUCUUGCUGUGGGACGAAUAGCUAGAAAACUAUGUUUGGCAUUUAUUAACAUCAAUUACUUCUCUAGCCUGACAUUAAAAUAUUGUGGUAAUCUCCUAAAAUAACUUAA